GGCGGCCCAGGAGCUUCGCCGUCGGCUCCUGCGUCGCCACCUGCCCAGCAGGCACGCAGACGCUCGCAGGCUCCUGCGCGCCCUGCGCCGUGGGCAGCUACAAGGCCGAGGAGAGCAUCGGCAACGAGUCCUGCGAGCCGUGCCCGGGCGGCUACGUCACGCUCGGCACCGGCAGCGUGUCGCCAGAG
This is a messenger RNA of Prorocentrum cordatum, 188 nucleotides long. NCBI's taxonomy places the organism in Eukaryota, Dinophyceae, Prorocentrales, Prorocentraceae. The record is from the annotation of a GenBank genome assembly.